Molecule: messenger RNA, 1042 nt
Organism: Meleagris gallopavo (turkey)
Lineage: Eukaryota; Metazoa; Chordata; Aves; Galliformes; Phasianidae
Source: RefSeq, a predicted model, not a curated record
CUUUCUGCUAGGCCAUGGAAGAGCUGGUGGAUGCUGGCCUGGCAAAAGCCAUUGGCAUCUCCAACUUCAACCACGAGCAGAUUGAAAGAAUCUUGAACAAGCCAGGACUGAAAUACAAGCCUGCAAACAACCAGAUUGAAUGCCAUCCAUACCUGAUCCAGGAGAAGCUGAUCAACUACUGCCAAUCCAAAGGGAUUGCUGUGACAGCCUAUAGUCCCUUUGGCUCUCCUGACAGACCAUGGGCUAAGCCAGAGGAUCCUUCUCUUCUGGAUGACCCCAAGAUUAAAGAGAUUGCAGCCAAGCACAACAAAACAGCAGCACAGGUUCUCCUUCGCUUCCACAUCCAGAGAAAUGUGAUUGUGAUCCCCAAGUCUGUCACACCACAGCGCAUUGUGGAGAACUUCAAGGUCUUUGACUUUGAAUUGUCUAAAGAGGAGAUGGCAACUCUACUCAGCUUCAACAGGCACUGGAGGAUGGGUGUAGUGAGCCAGGCCAGAACACACAAGGAGUACCCUUUCCAUGCAGAAUACUGAUGCUGUUUGUAACCAGGCCUUCUCUAGACCCCUGGUGUUUCAUGUGCCUCUCCCCUAGCUUUAAGCACCUUAUAUAGUUUUCUUACUGCAUCUGCCUUGUUGCUGCCAGUGAAGUCAUAGGACAUUUAUUCCAUUGAUUUUGUCUGAGUUCAUUCUUUGGAAGAUGGAAAGAGAAGUGUUCAGUAGAAUAAAUUGUGGGAUGUAAUAUUUUUCUGCUUAUCAGAAGAGAGGAGGAUUACUGGAGUAUCUGGCAGAACUGCUCAGCAGAAAAUGAGGACAGUUUGAACACUUGAACCACUAUUCAGCAAGUGCCUUCAGUCUUGCAUCAACACAAACCAGAGGCUGAGAAUCCACAAGAAUUAAAAGACAUCCACCAUUGCAUGAGAAGUCUCCCAUAUUUUAAAUACAAGUAACUUAUAGUGUGAAAUCAUUACUGGCUGAAAUGUUGGCGCAUGGAUGAUGGGUUGGAUCAUUUUUUUUAGAAAUUAAAUGAAAUCUCUAUGAAUUUA